ACCCCCCAGCACCAAUGGGAGGGGCAGAGCCAUCGCCCUUUAUAAGCCGCCCCCUCCCUCUUACUGGGCAUUUCCUCAGCUUCUUCAUAACGUCCCUUCCCUGUCUGUUGAGCCAUGGCCAGUUGCCCUAAAUCCACUCUCGAAAAAUCUAUCUGCGAUCUGGUCGAAACUUUCAGAAGAUACGCGGGCGCAGACGGUGUCCUAGACCCCAAUGAGCUGAGAAACAUGGCCAUGAAGGAAUUCCCCACUCUGUGUGAGAGUGACCAGAAGGACAGCAUUAUGAAGGACGUGUUCCAGCAGAUGGACAUGGACAACGACAACAAGGUCUCCUUCAAGGAAUUUGCCCUUUUCUACUGUUUCAUCUCCAUCUCUCUGGCCGAUCUGAUGUAUAAGUGCAAGUAGCUCUGUUAUUGUAUUGUGUGAAAUGUCAAUAAACAUCACUUCCCACCUUC
Molecule: messenger RNA, 452 nt
Organism: Xenopus tropicalis (tropical clawed frog)
Lineage: Eukaryota; Metazoa; Chordata; Amphibia; Anura; Pipidae
Product: protein S100-G
Exons: 3
Coding region: 115-402 (95 amino acids)
Molecular function (GO): calcium ion binding; transition metal ion binding
Source: RefSeq, a predicted model, not a curated record